Cuculus canorus (common cuckoo) is the source of this 5063-nucleotide messenger RNA. RefSeq names its product diaphanous related formin 2 (gene DIAPH2). The transcript is spliced from 28 exons. Gene Ontology annotation, biological process: actin filament polymerization; actin cytoskeleton organization. Gene Ontology annotation, molecular function: microtubule binding; small GTPase binding; actin binding. Lineage: Eukaryota; Metazoa; Chordata; Aves; Cuculiformes; Cuculidae. The coding region runs from base 128 to 3745 and encodes 1205 amino acids. Gene Ontology annotation, cellular component: cytoplasm; actin filament. The record is from RefSeq and is a predicted model, not a curated record.
GGAGCCGCCUGCGGGGCGGUGGCGCGGGAGGAGGCGGCAGUACCGGACACCGGCGGGCGCCCAUGGGGCUUUGAGGACGCCCCCCUGCCCAUCCCACGCGGGACAGAGGACGCGCUCGGCCGGCAGGAUGGAGGGGCAGGUGGGGGCGGGCGGCGGCGGCGAGGAGCCGCUGGGCUCCGGCAGGGCGAAGCGGAGCGGACGCGCCGCGGAGGAGGAGAGCCGUAACAAGCCCAAGCUGAAUAUUCAAAUAAAAACUUUGGCAGAUGAUGUGCGUGACAGAAUAACGAGCUUCAGAAAAUCUGCAGUGAAAAAAGAGAAGCCUCUCAUUCAGCAUCCUAUUGACUCUCAACCUUCUAUAAGUGAAAUCCCGCUUGCCCAGGCACUUGUGGAUGAACGUUGCAUGAACUUAUCAGAAAAAGAAGUUAUGGAUCUCUUUGAAAAAAUGAUGGAAGACAUGAAUCUAAAUGAGGAACGUAAAGCUCCUUUGAGAGAUAAAGACUUGACCACAAAACGGGAAAUGGUUGUCCAGUACAUUUCUGCAACUGCCAAAUCCAUAGUCGGAAGUAAAGUUCCGGGUGGACUGAAAAACAGCAAGCAUGAAUGCACGCUGUCUUCACAAGAAUAUAUUCAUGAAUUGCGAUCUGGAAUUUCAGAAGAAAAGCUUCUUAAUUGUCUAGAGUCUUUGAGAGUGUCUCUAACUAGCAAUCCAGUGAGCUGGGUUAACAAUUUUGGACAUGAAGGUCUUGGACUUCUAUUGGAUGUAUUGGAAAAGCUUCUGGACAAGAAACAGCAAGAAAGUAUUGAUAAGAAGAAUCAACAUAAACUUAUCCAGUGCCUCAAAGCAUUUAUGAACAAUAAGUACGGAUUGCAAAGGAUUCUAGGAGAUGAAAGGAGUCUUUUGCUAUUAUCAAGAGCAAUUGAUCCAAAGCAACCACAUAUGAUGACCGAAACAGUGAAAAUCCUUUCUGCUCUCUGUAUUGUUGGAGAGGAAAACAUUCUGGACAAGCUUUUAGGUGCUAUAACAACUGCUGCUGAAAGGCACAAUAGGGAACGUUUUUCUCAGAUUGUUGAAGGACUGGAAAAUCAUGAAUUCUUACAACUGCAGGUCGCAUGUAUGCAGCUCAUCAAUGCCCUUGUUACAUCUCCAGAAGAUCUUGAUUUCAGGAUACACUUGAGAAAUGAGUUUUUACGUUGUGGCCUGAAGAAAAUAUUGCCUGGCUUGAAAGAUAAGGAAAAUGAAGAGCUUGAUAUUCAGCUGAAAGUGUUUGAUGAGAACAAAGAAGAAGACUUAAUUGAACUGUCACAUCGUCUCAAUGAUAUCAGAGCUGAAAUGGAUGAUGUGAAUGAGGUGUUUCAUCUACUGUAUAAUAUGUUGAAAGAUACUUCUUCUGAAAACUACUUCUUGUCAAUUCUCCAACAUUUCCUGCUCAUCAGGAAUGAUUACUAUGUCCGACCUCAGUAUUACAAGAUAAUAGAAGAAUGUGUAUCACAGAUAGUAUUGCACUGUAGUGGAAUGGACCCGGAUUUUAAAUGCAGAGGAAGAAUGGAUGUGGAUUUUACUCAUCUUAUUGAUGCAUGCGUGGACAAAGCUAAAGUAGAAGAGAGUGAAAAGAAAGCAGCGGAAUUUUCCAGAAAGUUUGAUGAAGAGUUCACAGCUCGACAGGAAGCACAUGCAGAGCUACAAAAACGAGAAGAGAAAAUCAAAGAACUUGAAACAGAAAUCAAACAGCUACGAACGCAGAAACUGACAGAAACAGCACCAUCAGGUCAACUGACAGAAGUAGCACCAUUACCUCCGACCCAAACAAAUGAGAACAUUCCACCACCGCCUCCAUUGCCUGGUGGAGUAAUGCCACCUCCACCACCUCCACUACCCGGUGGAGUAAUGCCACCGCCUCCGCCACCACCUCCACUGCCUGGUGGAGCGAUGAUACCUCCGCCGCCUCCGCUGCCUGGUGGAGCAAUGAUACCUCCACCACCUCCGCUGCCUGGUGGAGCAAUGAUACCUCCACCGCCUCCUCUGCCUGGUGGAGCAAUGAUACCUCCACCGCCUCCCUUGCCCGGUGGAGCGAUGAUACCUCCGCCACCUCCACUACCCGGUGGAGCAGUACCACCUCCACCACCUCCACUACCCGGUGGAGCAGUACCACCUCCACCACCUCCACUGCCCGGUGGAGCAAUGCCACCUCCACCGCCUCCGUUGCCUGGUGGAGCAGUGCCUCCGCCACCACCUUUUGGUGGUCCUCCAAUGCCACCACCUCUUGGAGGUGUUCCAUUUGCUCCCUUUCCAGUGAUACCAGCAUUACCACAUGGGAUGAAGGAGAAGAAGAAGUAUAAACUAGAAGUUGCAAUGAAGAGAAUUAACUGGUCAAAGAUUGAGCCUCAAGAGAUAGGAGAAAACAGCUUUUGGGUAAAAGCUGAAGAAGAUAAAUUUGAAAACCCGGAACUGUUUGCAAAAUUGGCGCUUACAUUUGGAACACAAAUGAAAGCUAAAAAGACAGUAGAAGAAUCAGAGGAAAAGAAAACGGUUCAGUCAAAGAAAAAGAUUAGAGAAUUAAGAAUUUUGGAUGGAAAAACAGCACAAAAUUUGUCGAUUUUUUUGGGUUCUUUCCGUUUGCCUUAUGAAGAAAUAAAAAAUAUAAUUUUAGAGGUUGAUGAAGAGAAGCUGAGUGAAUCCUUGAUUCAGAAUCUAGUGAAGAAUCUUCCUGAGCAGAAAGAACUCAAUGCCUUAGCCGAAUUAAAGGAUGAAUAUAAUGAUCUUGCUGAGCCAGAACAAUUUGGAGUUGUGAUGAGUUCAGUGAAAAUGUUGCGGUCACGUCUCAAUGGGAUCCUUUUCAGGCUGAUGUUUGAAGAGCAUGUAAACAAUAUCAAACCUGACAUUAUGGCAGUUACACUUGCUUGUGAAGAGCUGAAGAAGAGUGAAAGCUUCAGUAAGCUUUUAGAGUUAGUGCUGUUCCUUGGAAACUAUAUGAACUCUGGCUCCAGAAACGCACAGUCUCUUGGUUUUAAUAUCAGCUUUCUUUGCAAGAUUCGUGACACUAAAUCAUCAGAUCAGAAAACAACCCUAUUGCAUUUUCUGGCAGAAAUCUGUGAGGAGAAUUACCGAGACAUCCUAAAAUUUCCAGAUGAAUUGCAGCAUGUUGAAAGUGCAAGUAAAGUUUCAGCCCAGACUCUGAAGAGCAACCUUGAUUCAAUGAACAAUCAGAUCCAGCGCCUGGAAAAUGACAUUAAGAAUUUCCCUAAAACACAAGAUGAACAUGAUAAAUUUGUAGAAAAGAUGAGCAGCUUUGCUGAAAGUGCCCGAGAGCAAUAUGAGAAAUUGUCCAACAUGCACAACAACAUGACUAAAUUGUAUGAAAAUUUGGGAGAAUACUUUACCUUUGAUCCCAAAGCAAUAAGCAUAGAAGAAUUCUUCGGCGAUCUGAGCAACUUCAGAACUCUGUUUUUGGAGGCAUUAAAAGAAAAUAACAAAAGAAGAGAAAUGGAGGAGAAAACAAAGAGAGCCAAAUUGGCGAAAGAGAAGGCUGAACGAGAGAGGCUGGAGCGACAGAAGAAGAAGCAGCAGUUGAUUGAUAUGAACAAAGAGGGUGAUGAGACGGGAGUGAUGGAUAGUCUGCUUGAGGCCUUGCAGUCAGGAGCAGCAUUCAGAGAUCGCAGGAAACGAACACCAAGACCACAAGAUAACAGACGAGUAACUUUGGAAAGGUCGCGUUCUCGCCACAAUGGAACAAUUGCAGCUGUAUGACUCUUCUGAUGCCAAAGAACUAGUGAAUUGUUUUAUUUACAAUUAAAUGGAUGUACUUUGAAAAGAGUUUAUCAUGCAAAUUGGCAACGAUCAUAAAGGAAUACUGGUAUUGAUUAAAUGAGAAGAUGUAUAAAUAUUAUGUAUCUUAAAAGCUGUUGCUAAAUAAUCCACAUACUGUAUCUUAUUACCCCAACUACCAAGAUCUGUAAACAGUGUUAAACAAUAGGAUAUUACCUUAUUUUCUUAUGUUCUUUCUUUAUUUUUUCCCCCUUUUUUUUAUUUUAUUUUUUUUUUAAAGCUGGCAACUCACGUGAAAGGAGUUGGGGAUUUCUAGGUUAUGUUUUAUAUGGGUAAGAAAAUACAAAUUUGUUGAAAGAAUGCAGCUGUGGAUUCCAUUUACAGUCUGAUUUGGACAUGAAAGGAAAAAAUAAUAAAAUUGUAUGUUAAUAAAUUCAGAGAUGAGCUGAUCUACAUUAUCAGAAUCUUUUUUGUAACCAUAAAAAAGCAACGUGUAGCCCCAGUCAAGUUGCUGAAAAUCAUAUCUUGAUGUAAAGCCUGGUGGAUUCAGCUGUUUUUGCUGCAAGUAGGAUAUACCACUUAUCUACGCUUUUGGUGAUAUGGUGAUGUAUAGUUACUUAUCACUGCAAGAAAAAAAAAAAAAAGAAAAAAAUUAAAUAAAACAGAGCAUAGGAUUUUACCAAAAUGAAAUGAUAUCAAGGGCAGAAUAUGUUUUUAACUGUAUCUAAGGAGGGAUUUUUCUAAUCAUGCACUUAUAUAUUCUUUAUAAAAAUAUUUGGAGGAAAAAAUGAUUGUCCUAUUUUAAUUACGCUAAAAAUACCUUUGUGUAGGUUUUUAGAGACAAGCUACGUCAUAAAGUUAUUCAGAACUGCCUCUUGAGUUUUUCCUCUGUUUCUCAGGUAAUAUAUGUAGCGGGAUCUCCACUGGUGGGUUUUAGUGCUGAGGAUGUUAGCAGCUAAGGAUAAAUUUUCUACCUGGAGCACUGUCUAGCAGUGAUCAAUGAUUGCAGCAGUCUGAUUUUUCGGGAAGCUCCUCCCAUUCUGCGUUGUAUCCAGGCCCUGCACUGCAGUACCUCAGGUGAGCAGUCAGUUCAGUAGCUGACACUGUGUAUGUUCUGCCACUCAAUGGGAGACUCUUGUUGCUUUUUCUCCCCAAACUCUAUUUGAAUGUACGAUGUUUGGUGUUCAGGUCAGUCUUCACCAUCCUUUUCACUAAAAGUUCAUUGCUUCUCUGGAUGGGAUGGAGGAUUUUAAGUGGGAGUUCCAGUGGAACUACUCAUGCGUUGCUCAGCAAUGAUAUU